AUGGGACCUUUCCCAUCUUCAAGUGGGAAUAGGUAUAUCCUCGUGGCCAUUGACUAUGUCUCUAAGUGGGUAGAAGCUCAAGCUUUACCCACUAAUGAUGCCCGAGUGGUGGUGAGAUUCCUUAAAAAGCUAUUCACGCGUUUCGGAGUCCCUAAAGCUAUAAUAAGUGACCGUGGCACACAUUUUUGCAAUUCCGCCAUAGAAAAGGCACUUGCGCGUUACGGUGUCACUCAUCGUCUUUCCACCUCAUACCACCCGCAAACUAGUGGCCAAGUAGAGAAUGCUAACCGAGGGGUGAAGAGAAUCUUAGAGAAAACGAAGCCGCUAGAAGAAGAUUCUUCCAAAUUCAUGAGUUGGAAGCUUUGCGGGAUGCCGCCUAUGAACGAUCUUGGAGUAUCAAGGAAAAAAACUAAGGCGUUGCAUGAUAGGAGAUUGCGAAGAUUGAAGGAGUUUAAGGUAGGGAAGCUAAAAUCAAGAUGGAGUGGACCGUAUGUGGUAAAAGAAGUGUUUCUAUACGGCACGGUUGAAUUAUACGACAAAGUUGACAAAGGAGCAUGGAAGGUAAAUGGUCAUCGUUUGAAACACUACUUGGGAGGUCCCAUUGAUACUACCGAAGAGGAAGAAAUUCCUCUCAAGGACCCACCCACCUUCACCGAGCAGAAAUGUACCUUUGAGGAGCUGAAAACGCGAAGAAAAAGUCAUCCCAGGUACAAUUCUUGUUUAUUUUCUUGCAUAAUCGCUGAUUCAACAUAG
This is a messenger RNA of Helianthus annuus (common sunflower), 753 nucleotides long. RefSeq lists its product as uncharacterized. The coding region runs from base 1 to 753 and encodes 250 amino acids. Lineage: Eukaryota; Viridiplantae; Streptophyta; Magnoliopsida; Asterales; Asteraceae. Gene Ontology annotation, molecular function: nucleic acid binding. Gene Ontology annotation, biological process: DNA integration. The transcript is spliced from 5 exons. The record is from RefSeq and is a predicted model, not a curated record.